AUGAUUUACAUUGAUUUUCCAGGUUUAUAUGCUAUUUUUAUGUCAUUGCCUAUCAAUUUUAUUACUUGGAACUGUCGAGGGGGUCUUUUGAGUUUUCGCAAACAAAGUUUUAUUCGAAACUUGGUUAGCAAACAUAAUCCUUCUUUUAUUGGUUUGGUGGAAUCAAAAAAAGAGAAUAUAGAUGCUUUUCUAGUUAGGAAGUUGUGGCCUAACUUAGAUUUUGAUUUUUCUUUUGUUCCAUCGAUUGGUUCCUCUGGUGGUUUAUUGAUUAUUUGGAAUUCGGUUUUGCUUCAUAAUGUUUCGGUAACUAAAGGAUCUCGUUGGAUUUGCAUGGAUUUUUCCUUUUCUGGUUUUUCUAUCCGUCAUAUACUAGUUUAUGCAAGUAAUGCGGCAUCCGAAAGAUCAUCUUUUUGGGCUGAGUUGGCUCCAUUAAUCUGUUAUCCGGGGUUAAUUAUAAUCAGUGGGGAUUUUAACGAAAUUUUGAAACCUGAGGAGCGUAUAAACUGCCAAGAUUUUACAGCUUCUAUGUUAGCCCUUCAUGAUUUUCUCAAUACUACGGAGCUGAUGGAUAUCCCACUUCACGCUAUUUGCUCUUCGAAUGAAGUUACUACUUUUGUGCAAAAAAUCAAAAAGCUUCAUCUCUUAAUCAAAGAAUGGAAUGCCACUGUUUUUGGAAACCAAAACAAGAUAAUCAAAGAUCUUUCGGAGGAAAUUUUGCAGCUGGAUAUCCUAGCUGAUUCUCGGCAGCUUUUGGAGGAUGAGAGAAAUCGAUUAGCUUGUUGUAAAUCAGACCUGUGGACAGCAGAGAAGGCAGUAGAAAAUAUGUGGAUUCAAAAAUCAAGACUUAAUUGGAGUAUUAAGGGUGAUAAGAACUCCAAAUUCUUUCACAGUAUUGCUUCUAUGCAUUAUAGAAACAAUCAUAUUUAUUCAGUGGAGGUGGAUGGCAUCUCGUUCUCGGAUCCUCAUGAAAUCAGAAACCAUAUUCGCUCAUUUUAUUCUGCUCUUUAUGACAGGAACCAUCAUGUGUACUCAGACAUUUCAGGUCUUGAUUUUAAUUAUCUAUUCGCUGUUCAGGUUUCAGGUUCUUCAAAAAUCAAUGAUUGUCGCCCUAUCAGCUUGGUUAACGGGAUGUACAAGCUGCUCUCGAAGUGUCUUUCUAUCAGGUUGGCUCCCCUUCUCCCUUCGGUUAUCUCUGAUUAUCAGCAUGCUUUUAUUAAAGGUAGAAGUAUUAUGGACUGUGCCAUGAUUGCCAACGAACUUGUUCACCUAGCUUCUAAGCGGAAAGAUAGUCUUUAUAAUAUUGUUGAUGAAAGCUAA
Messenger RNA from Mercurialis annua (annual mercury), 1317 nucleotides. RefSeq lists its product as uncharacterized. Bases 1 to 1317 code for a protein of 438 amino acids. NCBI's taxonomy places the organism in Eukaryota, Viridiplantae, Streptophyta, Magnoliopsida, Malpighiales, Euphorbiaceae. The transcript is spliced from 4 exons. The record is from RefSeq and is a predicted model, not a curated record.